AUGAUGCUGUUGUCCCCAACCACCCUCGCCGCUCGGACGGGGUCAGAACCACCACCGGAGCUGGUGCACCGCGCCCUCGAGGCGUGUCGCGCCGUGCUUCACGAGGUCUGCCGCCGCGUUGAAUCAACGGUCGAAAACGCCGCCGUGAAGGCAGAGCUGCGGCACGGAGUGAAGGCUGCCGAGUCAGCGGUGGCCAGGUCCGAGCGCCUCCUCACAGUGCCGCCGCGCCGCAAAGGCGCUAGCGCCAGCGGCGCUUCCGCUGCCGCAACACCGCCCUCGAAUCUCGAGACCCAGGACCGCGCCAGGAGCGGCAGAUCUUCCGUUUCUUCUGUGCCCAAUCAUGUCAUAGGCGCUCGACCCACGCAACUCACACAAAGGUCCCACGAUGCGGCUGGCAGGAGAGAGAGCAUGCCUAGCGCCACAGUCGGCGCAUCUGGGAGUACUUCGGCUUCUGCGCCGUCGCUCCGCGCCAAGGAAGUGAUCGUGAAGCGACGGAAGACCGCGGCCGAACUUUCGUCGACCAACGCCGUCGGCUCGACAACGUUGCAGAGCAGCACCGGCGCAGAGGCAGACGAUGCGAGCAGGGCGGAGCAGCACAUAUCGAACCCGUCUCUCAGCGGUGGGGCGACGGCCAGUGCGCUGCGGCCUGCUGGUACCGCGAAGUACUCCACCGACAGAGUCACAUUCAGCACCGCAUUGCAGAGUGCUGUCGUCUGGGGCUACGUGCUCAGCGCCAUCUUCUGGAAGCGGCGGAAACUGACGGAGUAUACCAUCACCGCGUUGGAGUUGCUGCUGCGCGUCAUGCCGGUGCCCUCAGACAUUGUCACUCUCAUCGUGGACCCAGCGGCGCUGAGCUACGAGGGAGCUGCUAGAGGGGAUGGCGCACUCAAAGGGCGCCGCGCGCCGCGCCGGUCGGGCCGCGUGCUUGUUUCCGUUGCUAUGGGCGUGUACUGCGCGCUGUCGGAGUGUAUACUGCAGAGCUUUUCCGAGCCGGCGGUGCAGACGCGCGCGUUGCGUCUGGUUACUGUAUUGAUCACUAGCAGCCCUGUGCCACCGCGCCGGAGCGGAGCAGGAGAGUGCUGUUCAGGCCGCAAAGGAGAGAGGAAUAGUUUCAUUGCGCCUCACCCCGACAAUGGCACCGUCGACAUGGCCGCGUGCUUCCAUGGGCACACUGCGGUUCAGGUCAUUGAGUCCUGCUUCAAAGUCGCAGCAGGAGGGGCGCAGGAAACUGUACGAUGCGAGGCUCUCCUGGCGCUCCGGGCAGCGAUGAAGCGCGUCGUGCACACAUUCGUCACAAUGCAGGCGUACGAUGAGGUAGUCGUCGGCACCGACGGGCGCGCUCAGGCACACUCGACCUUCUCAACGGAUACCAUCCUCGCCGACUACAUAACGGAUGUCGAUAGCAACGAGCCCUACACCUGGAUCCACGUCGUGCCAUCGGACAAGGCGGAGGUGCCGCUGCCGGCCUCACAACGCACCAGUCUCUUACCGCUUGAUUCGGCUGCCACUGCAGUGGCGCCCCGCUCUGCCGGCGAACCCGGCAGGAACGCCGCCACGCAGCCGCAGCAGCACAGAGAAGGGCGCUCCGAGCUCGUCAGCGCGCCAGCCGCAGCCACAUCGCCGCCGAUCAUGAAGCCUGUGCUGUGCACAGGCGACAGAAGCAGCAGCGCUAGUGGGCAGGUCUCGAGCGCGCAGGCGCCAUCGCCAGAGCACCCAGUGCUCGGUGAGGCCCGCAGGUCGUCCACGCAGCUCGGAAUCGACGCGCCUCGCUGCAAUGAAGGCAAUUCACACUUUGCGCAGACGUUGGCGCGAUCACAGCCGUCCGCCACUGCAGCCGCCAGCGCCGCUGCGGCGACCCCGCCCGACGUCGAUCCAUCGCCUUCCUCGCUGAACCUUUCUUUCGACCCACAGGCGCUCUUCCGCAAGAGCGUCGAUGAGUCUCUCGUGCUGGACGCAUUGUCGACACUGAACACCUCUGACGGUGCACUUCCAAGCCCUCUGAAGGACCUGCUGAUAGUGCUGCGCCGCAUGUGCCGGCAUGCAUCACGCCCGUGCAGCGGCACGCCAACCAACGCGAACAGUGACGUGCGAGAGCGCGAUGUGGGGUUGUGGGCUCUCGAGUGUGUGCUGGACGGACUUCCCGUGGCGAACUGCGAGCAGGAGCACCGCUGUGCAACGUGGGUGUCCCUUGUGUUGAACGCUUGCAAGUACGAGCUUCUGGGGUGCAUCGCCAAGAAUCUGGCCAUGGCGACUCCGUUCAAGCUUUUCGAGCGAGCUGUGCACCUGCUGGGGAUGAUUCUGCGCAAGUUGCACUAUCACAUGGCGCGCGAGCUGCACACGCUGCUUGGCGCCUUUCUUCUCCCGCUGAUGGUCUCGCCAUACGCCGGGUUCCGUCAGAAGCACGCGGUGCUGUCCAUGAUACGGCAGCUCUUCGCCGUGCCGCACCUGUGCGUCUCGUUCUUCGUAAACUACGACUGCAACCCCGCCUUCGACCCUGGCGCCGAGUACGGCGGCAUGCUGGAGCUGCUUGUGGAGCACGUGGUGGAGAUGACCUUCCUCGAUCACGUUGACGGCAACGGCGACGCCUACCCGUGGCUCUCGUCCGAUCAGCAGCAACUGCUCCGCAGCGAGUGCGUGGUGGUCAUUCACACGCUGAUGACUUCACUGUACCGGUGGAUCGCCGAGGACCCGCGGGAGUAUGCAGAGGGCCUGCAGCGCGAUUACCAGAAGGACGCCCAACAGGGGCAGCAACAAGAGGGCGGCAGCACGAUCGGUACAACCGCAUCGACUGAGCUGUGCCUGAACAGCUGGGAAUCAGACGAGGUAGUCGACCCGAACCCUCUGCUCACAGUUAGCCACUCUGCGACGGCGACUGCGAGUCGCAAGGAGGACCACAAAGGGAGCAGCAACUCAGGCGAGAACGAGAUCCACGGCCGCAACGUGGCAUUGCCCCUCGACGCUGCCUCUGGGACGGCCCUCCCUCACUGGAGCAAGGACAACAACGCCAACUACCAUUGGAAGCACAUCCACUACCUCCUGCAUAACAAGCGCAUCGUCCAGGAAGCCGUGCAGAGCAUUAACUCGGGCCACUGGAGGGAGGCAAAGGAGUUCCUGGAGAGUCGCGGGUUCAUGGCAGCAGGGGCGCCUAGUGAGGCGGAGCGGGCUGAUCCGACAAGUGUCGCCCCUGGUGCGUCGAGCUACACCCUGUUUGCUCGGUUCCUCUUCGAGUACCCGGGGAUCUCGCGCGGAGCGCUCAGUUCGAUCUUCGAAAAGGUCAACCAAAAGGACGGCGUUUCGCGCAUGCUGCUGCAGGAGUACCUACACUGCUUCAGCUACAAAGACAUACCCAUUGAUGUGGCGAUGCGUGACACAACGUGCAAGUUCAUGUCCUGGGAUCGACCAAUGUUCGAGGCGAAGGUGUGGGAAACGAUUCAGCAGUGCUUCGGCAAUGAGUAUGCGAGGCAGAACCCCAGCUCCAUCACGGCCCGAGACGCCGACGUCAUGGCGGGCGUGCUGCUCUUUCUUCACUCGAAUUUGCACAACGCUUUGGUGAAGAACAACCGAAUGCAGGUUUCGCAGUUCGUGCGUGACGCGAACGCCUGUCUCGAGUUUCCCAUGAUGGAGGAGGACCUCCAAGCCAUGUUCAAUCGCGUUUUGAGCUGCAAGUGGGAGCUGGACAUCUACGGUCGCACGCCGCAGCAGGCUGAGAAGGAGCGGACGCUGGUGCGACUGUCGACCAAGAUCCAGAUGGAGCGGGCAGCCCAGCAGAGGCGGCAGAGCGUCACCAACAGCAACAGCUUCAUCGUGAACUCUGAAAAGACGGCGGUGUCGGCCGGUGUGUCGGCCUCUGCCGCUGCUGCUGGUAGUGGUGCAGUUGCCACUGCGUCCGCGGCGGAGACUCACGCGACGACGUGCAAGGAUUACCUAAUGUUGGGCACCGAGCCGGCGGCUUUGGCCGAUGUGCUGCAGAGCGACGGUAUCUCGGGCCACAGUCCCCCUCGUGCGCCCGGCACGGCAGCUGCGACGGCGACUCGAAAGGCUGAGGCUGCACAGAACCCGAACGCGUCCAUGGACAGCAGGACGCUUCAGGUGUGGAUGAGCGACGAUAUGGGGCUACUGGACAACACGAUCCCCACCUACGUUGACAACAAGGACACCCUGAAGACAAAGGAGGAGCAGCACCACGCAUCCCGUGAGGUGUCCGCCAUGUACCUGCACAAGCUCGAAUCGGUGCAUCGACUGUACUGCGUCGAGGCUGAGGCGUAUCGCCCGCAGCCGUACAUUAUGCCCUGCUACGCCGAACACGUGCGGCAGAUGCUACUGCUCACGUACCCGCAUGUCAUGUCCUGCGUGUACAUGGGCUUCCGUGUUCUCGAGGAGGCACCGAUUGCGCGCACGCUGUUAGAAACCGUGCAAAUCACGUACGACGUUGCCGCCGCGUUUGUGUUGAACCUGUGUGACCUGCAUCCAUUGAUGGAGGAGGUGCUGCAGCGGUAUCUGGAUGAUGAGCGGGCGUAUCGGCUGCUGCCCUCGUCCCGUGCCACGUUUGUGCCGUUCUUACUGAACGUGCUGUAG
This is a messenger RNA of Leishmania mexicana MHOM/GT/2001/U1103, 4575 nucleotides long. RefSeq lists its product as hypothetical. Bases 1 to 4575 code for a protein of 1524 amino acids. Gene Ontology annotation, biological process: regulation of ARF protein signal transduction. Gene Ontology annotation, molecular function: guanyl-nucleotide exchange factor activity. NCBI's taxonomy places the organism in Eukaryota, Euglenozoa, Kinetoplastea, Trypanosomatida, Trypanosomatidae. The record is from RefSeq and is a predicted model, not a curated record. The transcript has a single exon.